Monascus purpureus is the source of this 804-nucleotide messenger RNA. The record is from the annotation of a GenBank genome assembly. NCBI's taxonomy places the organism in Eukaryota, Fungi, Ascomycota, Eurotiomycetes, Eurotiales, Aspergillaceae.
AUGCGUCUUGUUGCCAUCUUCCUCUGGCUGUUGUUUGCGUUCUCUCCCAUCACGGAGGCAGCAUCCGCGCUCAUACACAACUAUGAAGCCAUCUACUUCUACUACGGCUACCUGGUCGACCUGGCCAUCAACGGGGACAAACGUAGCAUUGGCCCCAGGUGCACUCCCGAUCCAGAAAGCCACAGAAGCGUUUGCACCGUCGCCGAGUUUGUCAAAAGCAUCAUGAGUGACUAUGACGCCGCGCGGAUGCGACCCAGCACGCUGGGCGACACAACCAGCCCUGGCGAUCUGGACGCGCUCGCUGAGGACAUGCUCAACUGGCACUAUACCAAUUACGCGCUUGGCCGUCUUGUCAGGGGCAAUGAAGACAGACACAGCGUGCUGCUGCGGAGAGUGACCAACAUCCUCAACUACGCGCGCCAUAAUCGCCCGACAGUGCUGUCUGGGAACAUCCUCGCCCAGGCCAAAUUGGCCUUGCUAUCGGUCCACGCGGAGCGCGAAAAGGACAUACUUCAGCACAAAAUCAGGGAGUUUCGCAGAAUAUUUCCUCAGGCCGUGGUCCGCAAGAGGACCGUUUUCUUGGAGAACAUCGUUGCAUUCGAGGACAUCGACUGGGCCGCCACGGCAGAGGCGACAGCGCAGUAUACGAACGAGAACUUAGCUGCCCUUCUGCGCGAAAUGAAACGCUGGUGUUCCAACCCAGGCGGGCAGGACCGGGAAUUUCUGAACCAUUGGCGGCUUCUGGGAAGCAUCCGGACGCAGUCCGAUUCAUUGGGCAGUCUGGCUUCGUGUAUGGCGUUGUAG